ACAACAACAACAACACUGUUUUCGAGUGUCCACUAAAAUCACCCGUCGGUUGUCAAGUCAAGUGUUGGUCAUAAAAAAGCAAUUAAUAGUUGCCGUCACAGCCAUUGGCGCACUAAUCGGUUUAGUUUACCAGCGAUUCAAGUCAGCAAUUGGUCUCACAGUGACAAUGUCCGACACAGCGACGGUCACCCAAAACAGCGCCCAACCAGCAGACGACAAAACCGCCGAACAAACGGCUGAAGUAAAUCAAAAUUCAGUUAUCAAAGACAAUGGUACUGAAGAUGUUGCAGAUGAAAGUGUGUCGCCAAACAAGAAGUUGAAACUAUCUAAUGAUAUCAAUGAGGAUUCAAAGCCGUCAGUGACGCCAGCAAGCGGUGGAAGAGGUCGUCCAGCAAAGGGAUCGGCGAAAAGACUGAACAUUUGGGAGAAGACGGCCAAAGAAGGCGAAGCUUUGUUGCAAAACUUAGGCCAUAAAGGUGGCGAUGAAAAUCCCGACGGCAAUCGUAGGACGACUCGAUCUCAGACACGCGGUACACCUCCCGCAGCAGCACCAACACCUCCCAAAAGAGCCGCUCCUAAGUCGCCAUCUAAGGAUUCAGGUUCAGGAACACCUAAACGAAGGGGUCGGCCGCCGAAAAAUUCAGUGUCGAGUAAUAAUUCUAUCGACGAAAAAUCUGAAGUCGAAGCCAACAACUCUGAAACUAAAGUCGAUGGCAAUGAUGUGACAUCGAGUCAAGAGAAGGUCGAAGUUAAUAAUACUUCGGAAUCAAAAACAACCAACGAUUCGACUGCCAGCCAACCGCAGGCCAACAAUAGUACUGAGCCAGAGGUGACCACAACCGAUGAACCAAAGGUCGUACCGAACGAACAAACAAAUGAUGUCAAGAAUAAAGCAAAUUCUAAAUCAGAUGAUACCUCAAAAGCCAAUCCGGUUUUAAAAGAAACAACACAAUCGAGUCCGACAUCAGAAUAAUAUAAACAAAUUGUGCAACUCUUCGAUUGAUAUAAUUUCAUCAUUUUUUACAUUUUAAUUAUAUAAGUAAAACAAAAUUCAAUAAUAAUUAUUUAAAUGACAAACAUUUUUUGUUAAAUUGCAAAAACAAAACAUUGAAAAUUUUUAUCUUAUAUAUAUAUAUAUUCAGUUCGUCUAUUAUAUCAUUUUU
Oppia nitens is the source of this 1163-nucleotide messenger RNA. Its product is annotated as AAC-rich mRNA clone AAC11 protein-like. The record is from RefSeq and is a predicted model, not a curated record. Bases 167 to 973 code for a protein of 268 amino acids. The transcript is spliced from 5 exons. NCBI's taxonomy places the organism in Eukaryota, Metazoa, Arthropoda, Arachnida, Sarcoptiformes, Oppiidae. Gene Ontology annotation, molecular function: DNA binding.